GGAAACACAUGCAAUGUCUGGCAUUGAGUGAGACUUAUUUCCUAGCCUCCCGAAGAAGCCUACAUCCCCUGUCGAUCCAUCUAGCCCAGCCACACGCCAUGAUGUGGAACCUAGCCUUUAACAGUCUACCAUAAUUACGGCUCUUAACUAAUGCGCCCGUACAUACUACUCCACGGGCAGCUAUUAAGUACUUAAAGUGUAAAAAUCGCGAAAUUGAUCAUCCAUCUGUCCUGGGUUUCCAUUCGUUAUCCCUUUCCUUUAGGAGGCACACACGACAACCAUGUAUACGGCUCUUCUUCUCGGUCUCCUCCCUUUGGCAUCCGCCACCAUCAAAGGCAAAGAAGGCAACUGCGCUGCGGAACACAUCAAAUUUGCCAAUCCGUCCCAUGUCUGUAAUACCCUCAAAGCCCAAUUCGCAAACUUGACCUUCCUUCCCGAGGAUCAGGGUUACGAGAAGGAGACAAAGGUGUCAUGGGAUGCAUCAUCGUGGACCAACCCAGCAUGUGUUUUCGUCCCUCGAAAUGCCGACGACUUAUCAUAUGCCGUCAAAGCUAUGGUGAAAACGUCUACGUUAUUUGCCAUGCGUGGUGGCGGCCAUAUGCCUAUCUCUGACGCAGCCAAUAUCAACUCCACUGGAGUGCAGAUUUCAAGCACGAAUCUGAACAUCCUUGCAUUGUCAGAGGACAAGCAAACGAUGUCAAUUGGUCCAGCUUUCCGAUGGGGCGAUGUCUUCGAAUUCAUGGACGGAUCUAAUUUGACUGUUGUUGGCGGAAGACUCCCUCCCGUCGGUGUUCCGGGUCUUCUCCUAGGUGGUGGCAUUUCAUACUUCAGCUACGCUCACGGUCUUGCGUCUUCAAACGGCAAGAUAAAAGCGUACGAAGUUGUACUUGCGAAUGGUACCGUUGCCACUAUCACCGCGGACGGCGAUCAUGCCGACUUAUAUUGGGCACUGCAAGGCGGAGGCAAUUCAUUCGCCCUUGUUACUCGCUUCGACCUCCAAACCUUUCCACUCCAGCAAACCCUCCGUGCUGAGGCGACAUACGAAGAAUCUGAGGAGACAAAAGAUGUGUACCUCGAUGCCCUGCUUGAUUACACCCUCCAUGGCGAUGUAGAUCCGGCAUUUGCCAUCACACCCGUGGCCCGGUGGGGACCGAACUUUACAGUGCCGAGCUAUGAAGCGACACUCCUCUUUAACGGUUCCGUCGCCCCAUCGCAUGGUCCAGCGACCAAGUUCUUUAAUGGAAGUAUUAAGUCUGUCAACGAUAGCUCCACAUUGAAGCCACAAUCACUUGCCGAAUACAGCCGUCUGACGAAGUUCGCGUUCGAGGAAGGCGGUCCCGGCUAUGGCUUUCGACAAAGGUUCCGCGUUGUCCCGGCAAAGGCAACUCGCGAGGCGAUGGACAUCAUACAUGAUAACUGGUUCGACCUGCUAAAGGAGAGAGACCUCGCGAAUCGAAUAACUGGAUUUUUCUGCGGUCUUGCCUACAACGCGGUCACUCGGACGAUGGCAAGGAUGUCGGAAGGUAGCCCGCAGAAUGUCGACCAAGAACCUGCAUUUUGGGUUGAAGAAAGCAUAUCCUGGAGCAACGCCGAGGAUGACCCUCAGAUCACCAAGUUUCUCGAAGACGUGAAUGCGAAGAUUGAGGCGCAACUCAAGGAGAAGGACCUCAUGGCCCGUUACAUCUAUCUGAAUGACGCCAACAAGGGUCAAGGUGUCUUCGAAAGCUACGGAAAUGAAAACGUUAGGAAGCUCCAGGCUAUCAGAGAUCGAUACGAUCCCAACAGGAUCUAUACAGAUCUCAUGCCAGGGGGAUUCAAGGUCGCUCACGCAAAGGCGAAGUAGACGACACAUAGUCGUAUCAUUAGGUACAGAAAGACUAAGUGUAGGUAGGAGUACUGAGGUAAUUGGAGGGUGUUGUAUAUGCAGACCAUAGAUAUAGAAACGGCUCGGCUCGGCGCAUACCUGAAAUCCUCACUUCUUUGGGAAGUGGCUCGUGUUGAAUUGGUCGACGAUCUCGCGCGCUGCUUUUACGAUGUCCAGUGCGCCAGGCG
Molecule: messenger RNA, 2052 nt
Organism: Paraphaeosphaeria sporulosa
Lineage: Eukaryota; Fungi; Ascomycota; Dothideomycetes; Pleosporales; Didymosphaeriaceae
Product: FAD-binding domain-containing protein
Exons: 3
Coding region: 281-1843 (520 amino acids)
Molecular function (GO): FAD binding
Source: RefSeq, a predicted model, not a curated record